Messenger RNA from Carya illinoinensis, 3010 nucleotides. RefSeq lists its product as uncharacterized. Bases 155 to 1162 code for a protein of 335 amino acids. The record is from RefSeq and is a predicted model, not a curated record. NCBI's taxonomy places the organism in Eukaryota, Viridiplantae, Streptophyta, Magnoliopsida, Fagales, Juglandaceae. The transcript has 2 exons.
UCCGCAGAACAACUCUAUGUCCAAAUGCGUUACAAAAGAGCUGCCUUUGACGAGGGAUAUUUUGGAGAAUACAGUUUCAGCUUUUUGUUUCUAGUUUGCGCGGGGAAUACGCCAUAACUGAUCAGUGAUCAGUGUGUAGCAGGGCAGAAGAACGAUGUCUGCUAACCCUAGGUUAUGGCGGUUCACAUGGGAAGCACAAUCUCACGUCCCAUUCAUCCGAUUGUUCAUCUUCUGUUCCUAUACUAAGCCCUCCAUCCAGUGCCAGAACCUCGAGGUCCAUCUCAAUCUCUCACAAUCUCUGGUUCUGGUGAGCUGGUUCGAAGACGUCGAAUUCUCUCUCAGGGUUCGGAUUCCUAGGGUUUCGAUCGACCCCGAAUCUCCGGUGAGUUUCCAAGCCUUAGACGAUCUUAUUGAGGUCAAGCUCUCCUUGCUUCUUCCAGUAGAUCAUCCAAUUGUUUCGAGCUUCUAUUCCGUGUCAAACUCAUGCGAAGGCCAAGAAAAUACGUCUUUCGAUGCAACAAAACCGCUAGAAUUGGGCCCUGUCUUGAUUUUGAUCCACGUGGCAUCUUCAUCUCCUUGGAAUUCAGUUUCUGUUGUAGAUCCUUCCAAUCCAUAUUACAUACAUCAUGAAGACAGUCCCGGCUCUUCGUUAGUUUCUCAAGUUUUCGAUGGUGAGAACUAUUACACCUGGAGUCAUAUCAUAGUUAUGGCAUUAAAAGCCAAGAAUAAAAUUGGCUUCAUUGACGGUACUCUGUCCAAGCCAUCAAGUGCAUCAGAUCCUCUUUCUCAAGCAUGGACCAGGUGUAACGCCAUGGUUUUCUCAUGGAUUUUGAAUUCCAUUUCAAAGGAAAUAGCAGCGAGUGUUAUCUUCAUGAACUCAGCGGAAGAAAUGUGGACAGAUUUGAAGGAGCGAUACUCUCAAAGCAAUGGCCUGAGAAUCUUCCAAUUAAAGAAAGCAAUUGCAUCUCUUUCGCAGGAGCAAGCUUCUGUCAGUACCUAUUUCACUAGACUGAAAGGCUUGUGGCAUGAACUACACUACCAUCGUCCAAUUCCAACUUGUACUUGUUCUUGUGAGGCUUUGAAGACAGUGCUUGAAUAUCAACAAGAAGAGUACAUUUUCCAACGAAUCUUUUUCAUGCAUCAGGGGCCAGAUACUACUUGAUCCGUUGCCACCAAUUAGCAAGGUAUUGUCCCUUGUUCUUCAAGAAGAAAGACCGAGGGAAAUUGCUACUGUUGGUUCUUUAAAUUUGGACCCUGCAUCUGCUGCUUUAGUCACAAAAUCAGUCACUACAUCUCAAUCUCGAUCUGGUAAACUGAAAUUGAUUCAAAAAGAAAGACCUGCUUGUGAUCAUUGUGGUUUUGUUGUACAUACGAUUGAAAAAUGCUACAACUUGCAUGGUUUCCCUCCUGGUUACAAGUUUACCAAAAGGCAAAGUUAAUUGUUCUGCAAAUCAAACUUCAGCUUCACAUGGUAAAGACUUGCUCAAUGAGACUCCGAAUCUAAGUCAGGGGUUGCUUUCAUUACUCAAGCCUCAAUCUUCAACUGAAUCACAUCCUCUGAUUCAGUAGGUAAUGUCCCAUUUCCUCAAGAUCAAAGUUCACUAACAUGACAGGUAAUUCCAUUUGUUUUUCUGCCUUUUCUUCCAUCAACCCCAAACAUCCUAUUUUUUUCCCCGUUUAACUCUAGUAAAAUUGUUUAUAGUUGCAAACCAGGGAGUAUUGAUACAGGAGUUUCUGAUCCUAGGAUAGUAGGAUCAGCUCCAUUUCUUGCUUGAUCUCUUCUAUCACCGCCAAUGUACUUUGUGUCCCCUCCUUGUUCUUUCAUCUUUAUAUCAGCAAGUAAACUCAUUAAAACCAUUCCUUCUUGUCUUAUAUUUCUUGCUCAAUUUUGUUUCAUACAGGACCUGUUCAGUUGGAAGACAACAACCAGAAUCAUCUAUCUCAAGCGUUUUCUGUUGUUAUCCUGUUAAGAAUGUUUCUGCUGAUAUACGACAUUAUAGGUUAGGCCAUUUAAACUCGUUGCACAAAUUAGUUCCUACCAUUUCUUCUCAUAAUAAUCCUGUAUGUACAUGAGUCUGUCCAGAGGUGGCAUUGCCUCUUUUGAAUGACUUAGAUCAUUUUUUUUUCGACUCCAAAAUAUUACUUUGACUUAGAUUAAUCAUGCCUUUAUGAUAAGAAACUCUACAAGACCUUCAAAGGGUAUCUUCAGGCUUCAUGUUCAUCAUAAGCUGCUGAACUAUUCCUGCAGAAAUAACUUCUGCCCUUUGAAUAAGCUUUUCCAUCUUUCUAAAGAGGCAAUGGCCUUUAAUCCCUACGUUAUGUGUUUAUGAAUGCCAUUUUGCCAAGAAAAAACAAGGUGUUUCUUUCUAUGCUUAACAGUACUUGUAUGCUCAGCAUACCUUAUCAAUUAGCCUAGCCGUGACGUUCAUAGAUGAAGAAAUAUACAAGAAUAUACGUAUAGCAUAACCUUAUCAUUAACGUGCGACACCUUUGCACUGCAAUCUAUAUGUCUUCAAUGAGAGGAAUGGAGCAGCUGGUGGUUCUGGUCAGAAUAUGCCUCGAAAUGAUUGUCGGACUUUAUACGAUUUUGACCAUCAUAGAUGUUGUACGGGCGGUGAUUUGCAACGGCGGAUUUGGUUUGCAAAAUACUUAAGGAUUUACGAGAUUUGAACUUUCAUGUUUCGCGUAAUUGAGCUUCGAGGUUGUCUUUAUAUGUCUUGUGCACGUUUUAAUCAUGUUUAAUCAACAAAUCUUUCCAAUUUUUAUGUUUAUUAAGAUUGUUAGGUCCGUGCAAUUAUUAAUUUAGACUAUAUGAGACAAAUAUAUUCGUAUGUAAGAAGACUUAAAUCAUUCUGCAUCCCAAAAGAUAAUUCGACUAUUAAUAAAUCGUUUAUAGCAUUACAUCUCUAGAGAUCCUCAGUCCUAAUUUCUUAAAUACAACAAUAAAAUGUAAGAAAUCCCUAUGCUUGGACAUCUCCAAAGAACGAGAGGGAGGUAGAAAAUAGUAAGG